This is a messenger RNA of Ctenocephalides felis (cat flea), 2181 nucleotides long. RefSeq names its product zinc finger protein 708-like. Gene Ontology annotation, biological process: regulation of transcription by RNA polymerase II. The record is from RefSeq and is a predicted model, not a curated record. The coding region runs from base 1 to 2181 and encodes 726 amino acids. The transcript is spliced from 4 exons. Lineage: Eukaryota; Metazoa; Arthropoda; Insecta; Siphonaptera; Pulicidae. Gene Ontology annotation, cellular component: PcG protein complex; transcription regulator complex. Gene Ontology annotation, molecular function: DNA-binding transcription factor activity, RNA polymerase II-specific; RNA polymerase II cis-regulatory region sequence-specific DNA binding.
AUGUCUGAAGAAACACUUUCAAUGGCAACAAUUAAAAUUGAACCACUCGAAUAUCCUCAAGUUAAACAAGAAUUUGAUGAUUAUGAAAUAACAGAAAUAUGUCCCGAAAAUGAAGAAACACCUCAUCAUCUAUUUUUAAAAUCUGAACAAGAAAUAAAGCUUGAAACCAUUGAUGAGCAAAAUGCUGCUACUAGUGAAGACUAUGCAAACUUAGAUCAAACAACCUAUAAUUCGAAACAACUCCUAAAAUGUAAAACAUGCAACAAAACAUUCAAAACAAAUUACAAAUUAAAACAACAUGAAAUUAUCCAUACCGGAGAACGUCCUCAAAGAUGUGAGACCUGCGAUAAAACAUUUAAAACAAAACAGGCUUUAAACCUACACAAAUCGACACACAUUCAAGAGCGCCCUUAUAAAUGUCAAACAUGUGAUAAAACAUUCAAAACCAAAGGAUUAUUAAACCAACAUGAAAUUAUUCACAACGCAGAACGUUGUCAUAAAUGUGAUAUAUGCAACAAAGUAUUUACAAAACAAUGUUUAUUAAUCCAACAUAAAAUAAUACAUACCGGAGAACGCCCUUACGAAUGUGAUUUGUGCAAUAAAACAUUCAUCAGGCAAGAUGCCUUAAAAGUGCAUCAAAUGAUCCACACCGGAGAACGUCCUCAUAAGUGUACCACAUGCGAUAAAACAUUCGCAAGAAAAGAAGCUUUACAUCAACAUCAACUCUUACACACCGGAGAACGCCCUUUUAAAUGUGCCAUGUGCAAUAAAGCAUUCAGGAUAAAAAAAGAAUUAAAACAACAUGAGCUUAUCCAUACUGGAGAACGACCUCACAAAUGUGCGAUAUGCAAUAAAGCAUUCAAAACAAAACAAGAGUUAAAACUACAUGAAAAGAUCCAUACUGAAGAACGCCCCUAUGAGUGCAAUAUAUGCAAUAAAACAUUCAAAGUGAAACAAUCUUUAAACCAACAUACAAAGAUUCAUUCUGGAGAACGACCUUACCAAUGUGAUAUUUGCAAAAAAGCAUUUUUGAGAAAGGAUGCUUUGUUUCAACAUCAGAAAAUUCAUACAGCGAAACAAGAAAAAAUUAUAGCUGGAGUUAAUGACGAUGAUGUGGUUAGCAGCACAAUAUGUGAAGCUUCAUAUCAUGAAACAUUACCACAGAGAGCCUUCUUGAAAAUGAAGAAAAACUUGUGGAACAUGAAGAAAAAGGUUUUGCCCUCAUAUUUGCCUAAAUGUAAUGAUAAUACAAUUAAUGUGACAAUGUGUGUAAACAGUGUAAAUAUAAAAAUGGCGGAGGAAACAAUUAUGUCUAUGAAUGAUCAGGCAAUUAAAAUUGAACCACCAGAAUAUUCACCAGAAGACAUUAAACUCGAAAUAGAGGAUGGUUUUGAUGAUCCUGAUGUUAAAUCUGAAUCGUGUUCUGAAGAUGGUGAUACGUGUUUACAAAGAUUCAUGAAUUCCGAAGUGACAAUUGAAGAAGAAGUCAAACAGGAGUUAGUCGAGUCAUCAAUUUAUGAAUGUGACAUUUGCAAUAGAUCAUUUCCAGAAUCAGACCAUUUAAAAAAGCAUAUGGCCGAUCAUAUUCCUAGUAAUAGCAAAGAAUGUUCUUUCAAAUGCGAAGUCUGUUACAAGGCUUUUAAUCGAUUAAGUAAUCUGAAAAGGCACAUGCUCAUUCACAGUGGUGAGGGCGCCCAUGAAUGCAAUUUAUGUAAAAAGACAUUCACAGCAGUGGAGUAUCCCCAGAAUGUAGCAAUAAGACAUUUACAGAAAAAUCAUCAUGCUGAUACACAGUGGAGUGGUCUGAAACGACACAUGCUGACGCACAGUGGGGUUCGCCCUCAUAAAUGUGAUAUUUGUAAUAAGUCAUUCACACUAUCAUCUAGUCUGAAAAGUCACAUGCUGAUACACAGUAGUGUACGUCCUCAUGAAUGCAAUAUAUGCAAAAAAACAUUCAGGCAUUUAUGUAAUCUGAAAAGUCACAUGCUUAUUCACAGUGGUGAGCGUCCCCAUCGAUGCAAUAUAUGCAAAAAGACAUUCACAGAAAGAGGUCAUAUGAAAAAACACAUGCUGAUUCAUAAACGAGAGCAUUCCUAUAAAUGUAAUAAGGAAUUUACUCAAUCCAAGGAUUUGAAGAGACACAUGGCACUUCAUAGUCAGAAGCCUGGUGAAGAUCAAUGA